AUGGGUAGCAGACGUCACAAGAAUAAGCAAGCCGCUCCACCUACUCUUGAAGAAUUCCAAGCUAAAAAGGAGAGAAAACUAAAUAGAAUAAAGGAAAAAGAAUUGGCAAAGACUAAAAGAGCUAGCCAACAAGAUGAAGAAGAGAAUAAAAGAAAAGUAAAAAAAUCCAAACAUUCUCAUGAACAUUCCAAGAGCAAACAUUCUAGUAAAAAACAUCAUCACAAGCAUGAUGAAGAUGAAGAAGAAAACCAAGAAAUUCCUGAUGAUUUACCUGAAGUUGAUUUAGAAGCUCUAUCUAAAGCUAAAAAGAGUUUAUUUGAUGAUGAUGAUGAUGCUCAAAAUGAUGAUGAUGAAGAAGAGUUACAGGAUGAAUUUGAUAUUGAACAAGAAUAUGAAUAUGAUGAAGAUGAAAAUGAUCAAGAUAAAAAAAUGUUCUCUGAUGAUGAAGGUGAUUUAGACGAAUUGAAUGCAGCUAAUAUGGAAGCUUUGUCCCAAAAAUUAGACGAAGAAGAAGCCUUGGAAGCUGAAGAAGCUGAAGAAGAAUUAAUGGAAGCCGAUAAAUUACAACCAAGAGCCGAGAUCUUACCAUCUGAAGAAGAAUUACAAGUUAAUGCCGGUCAACCAAGUGAUUUAACCUCUAUUAGAACUAGAAUGCUAGAAAUCGUAAAAGUUUUAGAAGAUUUUAAGAAUUUGGGUGCUGAAAAUAGAUCUAGAAGUGAAUAUACAGAAAGAUUAUUACAGGAUAUUUGUGAAUACUUCGGUUAUACACCAUUCUUAGCCGAAAAAUUAUUUAACUUAUUCUCUCCAUCAGAAGCUAUAGAAUUUUUCGAAGCUAAUGAAGUUUCUAGACCAAUUACAAUUAGAACAAAUACUUUGAAAACAAGAAGAAGGGAUUUAGCACAAGCAUUAGUUAACAGAGGUGUUAAUUUACAACCAAUUGGUGCUUGGACUAAGGUAGGUUUACAGAUCUUUGACUCCCAAGUUCCAAUUGGUGCUACUCCAGAAUAUCUAGCAGGUAAUUAUAUUUUACAAGCUGCUUCUUCCUUUUUACCAGUAAUUGCUUUAGAUCCACAAGAAAAUGAACGUGUUCUAGAUAUGGCUUCUGCUCCAGGUGGUAAAACAACUUAUAUUUCUGCUUUGAUGAAAAACACAGGUUGUAUUUUUGCCAAUGAUGCUAAUAAAGCAAGAACUAAAUCUUUAAUUGCUAACAUACAUCGUCUAGGUUGUACUAACACUAUCGUAUGUAAUUACGAUGCCCGUGAAUUUCCAAAAGUUAUUGGUGGAUUCGAUAGAAUUUUAUUAGAUGCUCCAUGUUCUGGUACAGGUGUUAUUGGUAAGGAUCAAUCUGUUAAAGUUUCCAGAACUGAAAAGGACUUUAUUCAAAUUCCUCAUUUACAGAAACAAUUAAUUUUAUCUGCUAUCGAUUCCCUAGACUCUAAUUCUAAAAAUGGUGGUGUAUUAGUUUAUUCAACUUGUUCAGUUGCUGUUGAGGAAGACGAAGCAGUAGUAGAUUAUGCAUUAAGAAAAAGACCAAAUGUUAAAUUAGUUGAAACAGGAUUAGCUAUUGGUAAAGAAGGUUUCACUUCCUAUAGAGGUAAAAAAUUCCAUCCAAGUGUAAAAUUAACAAGAAGAUAUUAUCCACAUACUUAUAAUGUUGAUGGUUUCUUUGUUGCUAAAUUCCAAAAAACUGGCCCAUCUAAAUAUGACGACAACCAAGCUAGUGCUAAAGAAAAGGAAGCUCUUGCAAGACAAGAAGCUGAAGAAGAAGGUAUUAUUCAAGAUGAUUUUGCCAACUUCGAUGACGAGGAAGAUGAAAAAUAUAUUGAAAAAUCCAAGAAAAUUAAUUUAUUGAAAAAAGGUGUUAAUCCUAAGGCAUCUAAACAAACUACGAAGAAAUAA
Messenger RNA from Henningerozyma blattae CBS 6284, 1899 nucleotides. It is a transcript of the gene NOP2, whose product is annotated as rRNA (cytosine-C5-)-methyltransferase NOP2. Lineage: Eukaryota; Fungi; Ascomycota; Saccharomycetes; Saccharomycetales; Saccharomycetaceae. The transcript has a single exon. Gene Ontology annotation, biological process: rRNA base methylation; maturation of LSU-rRNA. Gene Ontology annotation, cellular component: nucleolus. The record is from RefSeq and is a predicted model, not a curated record. The coding region runs from base 1 to 1899 and encodes 632 amino acids. Gene Ontology annotation, molecular function: rRNA (cytosine-C5-)-methyltransferase activity; RNA binding.